Molecule: messenger RNA, 774 nt
Organism: Exophiala aquamarina CBS 119918
Lineage: Eukaryota; Fungi; Ascomycota; Eurotiomycetes; Chaetothyriales; Herpotrichiellaceae
Exons: 1
Coding region: 1-774 (257 amino acids)
Molecular function (GO): FAD binding
Source: RefSeq, a predicted model, not a curated record
AUGCAAUUCAAUUUAAAGCAUAUAAGUAACGGCGCCGCUGGCCCCUUAACCGGAGUAUGCACAUCCUACGUGUCUCCUUAUCCCGAUCUACUUAACAUUGAAAUCCGACAUAAAGGGCCUGUGAUGCGCAUUCUCGUUAGUGGAGCGGGUAUUGCGGGGCCCACGCUUGCUUGGUUCCUGGCAAAAACGGGCGCACACAUUGACAUUGUUGAAAAAAGUAACUCCCUCCUUUCCAAUGGCCAUGCUGUAGAUUUCAAAGGCAGUGCGACCACAGUGGUCAAGAAGAUGGGGCUGCUAGAUGAAAUCAAUCAAUCCAGCACAAGCGAAAUGGGUACUCGGUUCAUCGGUUCAAACGGGCGGCCGUUCGCAACCUUCUCGGCCCAGGCGGGCAAAUGGGAGGGACAGUCCGCCAGCCUUACAUCAAAUAUUGAGAUCCUUCGCGGAGACUUGGUGGCGAUCCUUUAUAAGGCUACGAAGGACCAUCCCAAUAUCAAGUAUCAUUUCGGUACCACAGUCAAGGAAGUCAUUUCGAACAACCAAGACAGUGUCAAGGUCGAAUUGAGCAAUGGGGACGUCAAAGAAUUCGACCUUUUGGUCGCAGCAGAUGGCCAGUGGUCAAGAAUACGAAGACAAUACUUUCCCCCAGAAUGCGUGAAAGUGUUGGAUAUGGGCAUGUACAGUGCAUACUGGACUAUUCCACGCUUGAAGAGCGAUGAUGACUGGUGGAACAUCUACGUGGCUCUUGGUUCCAGGGCUGAUAAGCCUAAGACCUGA